AUGGUGUGCUUCACGAAGCUCUUCUACAUGGUGAACGUGAAACCGAAAGGCCCCGUUCCAGUGGGUGCCCUCGAAUGGCGCAUAAAGGAGGAUGUGCCAACUAAUCUCCGAGCCGUCAAGGUCGCCUCCGAGAAGUUGCCCUGGGAUUGUGAGCAGGACCAAGCUGCCUUGGCAGCCCUUGCUGCCGGGCGUCGGGAACAACAAGCUCGCAUGACCGUGGCACAGGACUGGAUGAGUGACGAGACUCUGGGCGCGUACAUAGGGGACCUGCAAGGAGGAGGAGCAAAGGAGUGCUGCGGGUUGGGGUGGGCUCCGGAGGAUCUUCGGGAGGAAGAGAAGGAGGAAGAGGUGUGA
Nannochloropsis gaditana CCMP526 is the source of this 354-nucleotide messenger RNA. RefSeq lists its product as uncharacterized. The record is from RefSeq and is a predicted model, not a curated record. Bases 1 to 354 code for a protein of 117 amino acids. The transcript is spliced from 4 exons.